AUGGCGAAUACUACGCCAUCACUGGCAUUCGGUUUCUACGCUGCGGUGUGCUUUUUCAGUUGGAUCGGUGUGAUUUUCUGUUACCCGGACGUGAAGGGUAUGACGCUAGAGGAUAUCCAGGAGGUCUUUCAGCACAGCUUUAGGGUGCAGUAUGGCCGCGAAUUGCAGAGUGAGUCUAAGUGCAGUGACGAUACUGCGAGACUGAACGUGGGAAUCGCAGAACAGGGUUGCGUGGGGAGUUGGGGUUACACAUAA
Penicillium daleae is the source of this 255-nucleotide messenger RNA. RefSeq names its product general substrate transporter. The record is from RefSeq and is a predicted model, not a curated record. Lineage: Eukaryota; Fungi; Ascomycota; Eurotiomycetes; Eurotiales; Aspergillaceae. The transcript has a single exon. Bases 1 to 255 code for a protein of 84 amino acids.